Molecule: messenger RNA, 795 nt
Organism: Chenopodium quinoa (quinoa)
Lineage: Eukaryota; Viridiplantae; Streptophyta; Magnoliopsida; Caryophyllales; Amaranthaceae
Exons: 1
Coding region: 1-795 (264 amino acids)
Source: RefSeq, a predicted model, not a curated record
AUGGUGAAGAAGUAUUCUAUACAAAGGAACCAAUUCUACACCACAAUGACCUCGAAUGAGAAGGUCCUUCAUCUGCGGUGCAAGAAGAAUUGUGGUUGGUCGCUACAAGGUACUAAAAAAAGUGAGCACUCAGACGGCUUUACCAUAGUCACAUACAAAGGCCCGCACCGGGAGACCUGUUUCACUGAAGUGUUAUCUACAAAUCAUGCACACUUGGAUUCAUCCAUAAUUUCCGAUUUUGUGAAGUCUUUUGUGCAAAAAGAUCCAUGCUUGAAAGUUGAAUUUAUACAGGAACUCAUAUCCAAGCAUUUUCAGUUCGACGUUAGUUAUCGAAGAGCAUGGUAUGCUAGGGAGAAAGCCAUAGCUGAAGUAUUUGGAGAUUGGGAGAGUUCUUAUGGCAGACUUCUGCACUUCAUGGAAGCACUCAAACAGUCAAACCCGGGAACUGUUGUUGUAUGGAAACACAAAGCUCUGGUAGACGGUGUUUAUUACAGCAACAUUGAAGUGUUUGAACGAGUAUUUUGGGCCUUCAGCCCUUGUGUUGAAGGUUUUAAACAUUGUAUGUCUGUCAUCUGUAUCGAUGGGACGCAUUUGUACGGGAAAUUUAAAGGAACAUUGUUGGUUGCUACAAGUGUGGAUGCAAAUUUCCAAGUAUUUUCGCUUGCAUUUGGGUUAGUCGAAGGGGAAAACACUUCCAAUUGGUCUUGGUUUCUGGCUGCAUUCGGGUUCAUGUCACUCAACGAGAUGGCCUCUGUGUUAUAUCUGAUCGACAUGAUGGGAUCAUUGCAGCAAUGA